AUGCUCCCGAGCUCCCGAGUGUGGGAGACGUGGUGGCCACGGUCCGUGGCUGCUGCUCCAAGCGGUGCACACGCCUUGCGAGUGCGCACGCCUCGGCCCUCGAGGUGGGCGUCUUGGGGGGUCCUGACGUGGACCUGGCACUGCACCCGCAAGGGGCACAGGGCCUUGUCUGCGGGCGAAGCUAGCGACUCAGCAGUUGAGGAUCGGCGCAUCUUCAAGCUGGAACGUUUCCUUAGCAAGGCAGGAGUCCUCAGCCGCCGGGAGGCAGCGAAGCAGGUCAGAGCCGGCAAUGUGAUGGUGAACAAGGCCACUGUGAGGGACCCCUUCUCCAAAGUCCGUGCCGGCGACGAAAUCAGACUACGGGGCGUCGGCAAAGUUGUUCUGCCCGACUGGGACUCCGAGCCGCCUCGCCUGGUCCUUUUCAACAAGCCGCCCGGGGUGGUGACCUCCCUGCGCACCACACAAAGCAGCACGGACCGGCACCUGCGAGCGCUGCAGGAGGCACUUCCCGCCCCCUACCGCAGCCUCCUUGCACCGCACAUCCCGGCGCUGCGCCCCGUCGGUCGACUGGAUGCCGGCUCCAUGGGGCUGCUGCUGUUCACAGACUCCUCGCAGCUCGGGAAUCGCCUCACGGGGCCCGGCAGCUGCGAGAAGGAGUACCUGGUCAGCGUGACUCCGCUCCCCGGCGCGCGGAGCCUGCAGCGGCUUCGGGAAGGCAUCGAUAUCAGGGAUGGCAAUGCGAAACGCGGAAGGACACUACCCUGCGCCGUGGCCUUGGUGCGCAAGGACGUGAACAGAGCUCGGGCCAUCCUGCGCUUCGUACUUUGCGAAGGCCGAAAUCGCCAGAUCCGGCGGAUGUGCAAGUCUGAAGGCCUUGCCGUGGAGUGGUUGCUCAGAACGCGGAUUGGGCCUCUUCGACUUGGCACGUUGGCUCUCGGGGAAGCGAGGGACGCAACGGCAGACGAGCAGAAAGCCCUACAGACGGACGCGACGGACGUGGCGGACGCGCCUUAA
This is a messenger RNA of Symbiodinium natans, 1014 nucleotides long. Lineage: Eukaryota; Dinophyceae; Suessiales; Symbiodiniaceae. The record is from the annotation of a GenBank genome assembly.